This is a messenger RNA of Gallus gallus (chicken), 1324 nucleotides long. It is a transcript of the gene GUCA2B, whose product is annotated as guanylate cyclase activator 2B (uroguanylin). The coding region runs from base 90 to 422 and encodes 110 amino acids. The transcript has 3 exons. Gene Ontology annotation, cellular component: extracellular region. The record is from RefSeq and is marked validated. Gene Ontology annotation, molecular function: guanylate cyclase activator activity. Lineage: Eukaryota; Metazoa; Chordata; Aves; Galliformes; Phasianidae.
AGACAACUAGACAGUCUGGGCACGAGGAGAGACACAAAAGGAAGGAGAAAAGAUAUUCAGGUUAGAAGAGGCUGCUCUUUGCAGGUGCUAUGAGAGGCUUGGUGUCCUUCACAGUCCUUGCACUCCUUUUACUGGUGCACAGCUCCCAGGCAGUCUAUGUCCAGGAUGGCAACUUGAAAUUCUCCCUUGAAUCUGUGAAGAAGCUAAAGGAGCUUAUGGAUGAGAACAAAGUCAUUAACCCUCGCAUAGUGGUUGCAAAGGCUGGGUAUUCUCCAUGUCAAGAUAAAGCUCUCCCUGAGGAAUUCCAACCUGUGUGUAAAAGAGAAGAUGCACCUAUGAUUUUCGAGAGGCUGUGCUUGGUUGCCAGUGAAGCUGAUUUGUGUGAAAUCUGUGCCAAUGCUGCCUGCUCUGGUUGCUUUUGAAUAAGGAUGAAACAAUCCAAAGACAACGUGCCAAACUAGGAAGUUUGUGCAUUUGUAUUGUAAGAUCACAUAACCUCACAAAUCACCUUUUAGGCUUCAUCUUCACUGCAGUCAAACUGAAGCUGUUAGCUCAUGUAGACAUACUAAGGGUAAUUUUGAAGUAGUGAGAUCAGGUAAUACCAGCAAUGCAGUUCUGGCAACAGGAAGACUAAACUUCAUCUGAGAAGCUGAAGAACCAUGAAGAACCAAGAACUGAGCAUUGUCUUGCCUUGAGCCAUGAGCUGUCUAUGUGAGCUGUAUCAUGCUUGACUGGAGUGAAAAUAUCCUGGACUCAAUGUUUCAAUUUCCAGUAUUUUAUCUGGAUUGGAACAUGAUGGGUCAAACUGAGUAGUCUCCUCUAGCCUUUUAAUAUCUAAAUCUCCCUGUGAUCUGGUUUCCACUACACAUAUACACCUAAGCAGCAUAGGGUUGUAAUCUUUUCUAACUCAAGCUAUCCAGUUGGUUGGAUAAAUGUCUGUGCCUGUAGGUCUGGGCAUGGUAUGUGUUUGAUUGUAACGGAGCUAUAGCAUGUAACCUGGGGACGAGUCAUAAGUGUUUAGCAACACUUUAAUAGCUAGGAAGUUCUCCAUCUGUUACUUGUACUAAUAUUUAAUGCCAAUUUACAGAACAGAUGUAGAAGAGCACAGGAGCUAGUAAUCUUUUGCUCAUGGUUGUACAGAAGUCCCCUUCUUUUGGCGGAUGUUUGUUAAGCUCUGUUUAGGAGAAAGGAAGUCCAAGCUGCAAUGCUGGAAUCGCUUUGAAAGGAAAACAUUGCCUUGUUUUUAUUUUUGAGUGGAAGUUUGUGAAGAAAGGGUCUACCAAUGUUUGUAUGCUACUGUACAUGAAAUAAAGGUUCGAGAUAA